This is a messenger RNA of Hypoxylon fragiforme, 1653 nucleotides long. RefSeq names its product ARM repeat-containing protein. NCBI's taxonomy places the organism in Eukaryota, Fungi, Ascomycota, Sordariomycetes, Xylariales, Hypoxylaceae. The record is from RefSeq and is a predicted model, not a curated record. The coding region runs from base 1 to 1653 and encodes 550 amino acids. Gene Ontology annotation, cellular component: cytoplasm; nucleus; nucleoplasm. Gene Ontology annotation, biological process: NLS-bearing protein import into nucleus. Gene Ontology annotation, molecular function: protein binding; nuclear import signal receptor activity. The transcript has 3 exons.
AUGGCUGACAGAUUCAUCCCCGAGCAUCGUCGCACCAACUACAAGGCGAAGGGUACUUUCAAGCCCGAUGAGCUUCGCCGUCGACGUGAGGAGCAAGCCGUUGAAAUUCGCAAGGCUAAGCGAGAGGAAAACUUGGCCAAGCGACGAGGUAUUGGCAGUGGUGAAUCGCGCCCUGGUGCCUCUCUAGGCGCUGCUCCUGACAGCGAUGACGAGACUGCGCCCACCGAAAGCCAGCUCAACGAGGACCUUCCUCAGAUGGUGUCGGGUGUCUUCUCCGAGCAGAUCGAUCUACAAAUCCAAGCUACCACUAAGUUCCGAAAACUACUUUCCAAAGAGCGAAACCCUCCCAUCGAAGAGGUUAUCAAGACCGGCGUGGUUACUCGAUUCGUAGAGUUCCUUCGCUCGCCUCAUACCCUUGUCCAGUUCGAGGCCGCUUGGGCCUUGACCAACAUCGCAUCUGGAAGCGCUACUCAAACUCAGGUGGUCAUCGAAGCCGGAGCCGUCCCGAUCUUUGUUGAGCUGCUUUCUAGCCCCGAGCCUGAUGUUCGUGAGCAGGCUGUCUGGGCCUUGGGUAACAUUGCCGGUGAUAGCCCUGCUUGCCGAGACUAUGUUUUGAGCUGCGGUGCUCUCAAGCCGCUUCUCAACCUCCUUGGCGACAGCCGUAAGCUUAGCAUGCUCCGAAAUGCCACUUGGACCUUGAGCAAUUUCUGCCGUGGCAAGACGCCUCAGCCUGACUGGAACACGAUUGCCCCUGCGCUACCAGUUCUUGCCAAGUUGGUCUACUCGCUCGACGAUGAGGUUCUGAUUGAUGCUUGCUGGGCUAUUUCGUACCUUUCUGAUGGAUCUAACGAUAAGAUUCAGGCCGUCAUCGAAGCUGGUAUCCCGCGUCGUUUGGUCGAACUCCUCAUGCAUGCUUCCACGUCCGUCCAGACGCCUGCAUUGAGAUCCGUUGGCAACAUUGUUACUGGUGAUGACGUUCAGACACAGGUGAUCAUUAACUGUGGCGCUUUGUCAUGCCUACUGUCUCUUCUCAGCUCCAACAAAGAUGGCAUCCGCAAGGAAGCUUGCUGGACUAUCUCGAACAUCACGGCCGGCAACUCGCAACAGAUUCAGGCCGUCAUUGAUGCCAAUAUUAUUCCCCCCUUGAUUCACCUGCUAUCUAAUGGUGACUUGAAGACACGUAAGGAGGCUUGCUGGGCUAUUAGCAACGCUACGAGCGGUGGAUUGCAGAAACCGGAACAGAUCAGGUACCUUGUUGCGCAAGGAUGCAUUAAGCCGCUUUGCGACCUCCUUGCAUGCCCAGACAACAAGAUAAUUCAAGUCGCCCUAGAUGGCCUAGAGAACAUCCUAAAAGUAGGAGAUCUCGACAAGCAGGCUGCCGGCGAGGGCCCUGAAUCGAUCAACCGUUACGCGCUGUUUAUCGAGGAAUGUGGAGGCAUGGAGAAGAUUCACGACUGCCAGAACAAUGCCAACGAGGAGAUCUACAUGAAGUCAUACAACAUCAUCGAGAAGUACUUCUCUGACGAAGACGAGAAUGCCGACGAGGGUAUGACUGCCCAGACCCAGGCUAACGGCACAUUCGGAUUUGGAACCAACGGUGCGCAAGGCGGCGGUUUCAACUUCGCCAACGGCGGUGAUACCAUGGACAUGUAA